AACACGACACGGCCGGAACGACACGAAGGCAAUCGCCGUUUCUACUUCCCAAAACUAUUGUUUCGCAUUCAAUUUAAUCCAAAAUGCAGCCAAUAGACGAGAAAGAGGACUACAUUCAACAGCGGUUGAACAAAGUGCUGGAAUCACGCAUCGAAACAGACCGCGAAACGCUGGACGCACUGUCGGAUCUGUCCACCUUCUUCAAGGAAAACACUCUUCAAUCGCGUCGUAACUUGAGAUCGCAAAUUGAGAAGAGAAGUCUGGAAAUCAAUCAGAACUUUUUAAGCGCCUUCAAGGAAGUGAAGGAAGCGCUGGACGGUAUCUGCGAUGACAUCAACUCGAUGAGCCAAUCGGUCGAGAGCAUGAAGUCGCAGCUGCGUAACACCGAAGCCCAAACGAAGGACCUCAUCCAGCAGGCAAACACCUUGCAGGAAGAAAAUGCAAAACUACAAACCCAGCAAAAGAUUGCGAGUGGGUUUUUGUCCCGUUUUCAGCUGUCCGUCGCCGAGCAUCAGAUGCUGUACGGAGCGAAGCGGGAUGCACCGAUUACGGCCGAGUUUUUCCAAGUGCUGGAUCGAGUUCAGCGCAUUCAUACCGAUUGUCGGACAUUGAUGCAGAGUGGCUAUCAAACGGUAGCGCUGGAUAUAAUGGAGGAGAUGACAUUGCACCAGGAAGCGGCUCUGGAACGAUUGUACCGAUGGACACAGUCCCACUGCCGCAAUGUGGAGUCCAACGAAAUGGGUGUACUGAUCGUGGAAGCGAUGGCAAGAUUGCAGGAGCGACCAGUGCUAUUCAAAUAUGUCGUUGAUGAGUACUCCACCGCGCGUCGUUCGGUGGUUGUGCGAAGUUUCAUCGAUGCCCUCACCAUAGGUGGCCCGGGAGGAAAUCCACGCCCGAUAGAGAUGCUUGCGCACGAUCCGAAGCGCUACAUUGGCGAUAUGUUUGCGUACAUCCAUCAAAUAUUGCCUCCGGAAAAGGAAAACCUGCAAAUGCUGGUGCGGAACUGCGACAAGGAGGACAUUUCCGAGCAGAUUCAAUCGGCCAUGAUAAACCUGUCCGACGGGGUGUGCCAUCCGCUGCGUGUGCGCGUGGAGACGAUCCUGAACGCGGAGAAGGACACCAUCAUUCUGUACUCCAUCUUCAAUCUGAUCAAGUUCUACCAGAACAUGAUAAAUGGCAUCGUGAAAGGCGGCCAGCUGGAGCAGUGCAUGGCCGAUAUGCAGCUGUUCUCCGAGACGACGUACCUCAACAGUCUUACAUUCCAGGUGAAGCAGCUGCUUCAAGGUCCGAACGAAAAUCGCUUGGGACUGGAGCCCCCGCAGACGGAUCUGGUCCCAUCGCCUAGCGUCGGCCGACUGUUGAAUCUGCUGAAGGAGAUCCUUUCCGUUGCCAGCAUGGUUGCCGGCAGUCAGACGGACAUUGUGAAGAUUGUCGGCUGUGUCAUUGAUCCGCUGCUGCAGUCGGUACAAGAGUCGGCCUCCCAUCUGCCCACAACGGACAUGGCUGUGUAUCUGCUGAACUCGCUGUAUCAGAUAGAAAGUGUCAUUUCGAUCUACGAGUACAUGGAGGAGCGGCUGGAACGGCUGCGUGCUCAGUCGGACGCUCAGAUCGAUACGCUGACCUCGGAGCAGGCCUCAUCACUGGUGGCGAAUCUAAAUCUGGGCCCCAUUUACACCGUGCUCCAGGGGAAUGCUUCACAGAUCGAUCAAAGACAUCUGCAGACCUUUGUUGUUAAAUUGGAACAAUUUCUCCAAACUCCUGAAAUACUGCUAGUCCCGCAGGUGAAUCUGCUGCUCAGCAGCGGACAUCGGGCAACGGUGCAGAAGCGAUCGUUCAACGUAAUCAUUGCAAUCUAUCGUCAAAUUUACGAGCGCAUCAACGAUCCCAAAAAUGGGUACACGAAUCCGGAAACCAUUCUUUCGAAAACGCCGGAACAAGUAGCAGAGCUUCUUUGUGGGUAAGUGUUUUCUCUCCGGGAGGUAUUGGAGGAUAGAUGGUCAAACGAAAUAUUGUUUUAAAAUAAAUAAUUGAUGAUUAAAA
Molecule: messenger RNA, 2040 nt
Organism: Anopheles arabiensis
Lineage: Eukaryota; Metazoa; Arthropoda; Insecta; Diptera; Culicidae
Gene: Cog6
Product: conserved oligomeric Golgi complex subunit 6
Exons: 3
Coding region: 84-1961 (625 amino acids)
Biological process (GO): intra-Golgi vesicle-mediated transport
Cellular component (GO): COG complex
Source: RefSeq, a predicted model, not a curated record